Pantherophis guttatus is the source of this 1680-nucleotide messenger RNA. NCBI's taxonomy places the organism in Eukaryota, Metazoa, Chordata, Lepidosauria, Squamata, Colubridae. The record is from RefSeq and is a predicted model, not a curated record.
CACUUUUUGUGAUUUUUUUUUUAAGGGAUCUAUUGCAAGAGGUUGAUAUCCAGGUGACUUACCAGAUUCAGAAACUGGGAAGAAUCCAAGUCAACACCCAUAUUUAAGUCUCCUUUUAAAGCUGGUUUAUCUUUUUCUGGCUAUGGGAAGCUGCUCAUCUCAUCAAUGCAAUGGAAAUGCCUAGGAGAGAAGGUUCCAUACAUUUCCCAUGGGUGGAAAGAAAAACCUGCUUUCUGCUGAUAGAGACACAAUUAAGUGUUAUAGGAACAGACCUGGAAAAUGUCCAAAGAGGUUUGAAUGGGCACUCAAUAACAAUAGAUAAAUGGUUAGCCCCACAAUGAUGGUUAAUUAUUAUCUUUUGAUUCAAUAGACUUCAAUAGGAACCUGUCAAGAGAAACUACAGCCACAUUGGGAAUAGUUCUCCAUAAUACUGAGAACUAUAUGGAAAUGGACUUGGGUAGCCUUCAUCAACCACAAUGCCUGCUUUUUUUAUUGUGCCUUUCUUGUGGAUCACUACAGAUGCUGAAAAGACCAAUCAACAUUUCAACUACAAGUUUACCAUCGCUGCACUGCCCUAUACUGUAUUCAACCUCCAGUGAAUACUUGAGAUUGUGAGGGUUGCAUGCAGUAAAAUUAGCAGCUGAAGGGGUUAAAAGAGAUUGAGAUUGGAGGUCAGAGGUUAAGAGCAUUUAGUUUCAGCACCUAAUUGGGGAUAGACCUGAAGAUGGAGACCGGCUAUCCUAUUGCUUCCUUGCUGUGCUGCCCAAGAGAGAUUUUUACAUCAUCUGCCUGACACAGAAGCAUUCCAGAAUUGUUAGCAUAAUGCUAGAUGAAGAAUCUUUGACUACAAAGGAGCCUCAAGUUUAGAAGAAGAAAAAAAAAAAUCUUUAUUCCUUAUAUGGCAUCAGUAGUCUAUUGAGCACUGUGAAUGGGCGAUUGCACGUUAUUAUGCAUGGUUGUUUCGUGCAGUCAAGGAGCUUGGAACACUACCAGGAAAUUGCAGCCAGUUUCUAGCAAAAGGGAGCAUUUAAAGGAGAAGCAGAUUCUUUAAAUUCACUACCAGGAAAUUGCAGCCAGUUUCAAGUAAAAGGAAGCAUUUAAAGGAGAAGCAGCUUCUUAAAUCAAGGGCAUAAGUAUGGGAAAAUCAGCCUCAAAGCAAUUUUCAGAAGAAGUCUUAAGAGCCCACAAUGAUUACAGGAAGAAGCAUGGCGUUCCUUCACUAAAACUCUGUAAAAAAUUAAACAGAGAAGCACAGCAGUAUUCAGAAGCACUUGCUAGCACAAGAAUCCUCAAACACAGUCCUGAAUCUAGCAGUGGAAAAUGUGGAGAAAAUCUAGCAUGGGCUUCAUACGAUCAAUCAGGAAGUGAAGUAGCUGACAGAUGGUAUAGUGAAAUCAAGAAUUAUAAUUUCCAAAGCCCUGGUUUUUCCUCUGGGACCGGUCAUUUCACAGCAAUGGUUUGGAAGAACACAAAAAAGAUGGGAGUUGGAAAAGCAGCUGCAAGUGAUGGCUCCACAUUUGUAGUGGCUAGAUAUGAACCUGCUGGCAACAUUGUAAAUUCUGGGCAAUAUAAACAAAAUGUUUUUCCACCAAAAAAAUAAUAAACUAUAUGGAAAACAGGUUAUAAAAAGAAAACUGGGAGUCCACCUGAUUACAUAGGAUAAACCACUGUUGAAUGGUA